Kazachstania africana CBS 2517 is the source of this 264-nucleotide messenger RNA. RefSeq names its product DUF5137 domain-containing protein. NCBI's taxonomy places the organism in Eukaryota, Fungi, Ascomycota, Saccharomycetes, Saccharomycetales, Saccharomycetaceae. The transcript has a single exon. Bases 1 to 264 code for a protein of 87 amino acids. The record is from RefSeq and is a predicted model, not a curated record.
AUGGAACAGGAGAAUAUUGAUCCCUAUGAAGAGUUUUAUUUAAAUAGCAUUUCGGCUGAGCAAAAUAAGAGGAAGGAUGAACUUAGUCAAGUUCAGACGGAACACCUGUAUUAUCGAAGCUUAGAACCCGAGAAGUUCCCAGCCCUACAGUCAAUUGAUAUAAGUGAAUCAUCCAAGGGAAUCACCAGGAAAAGAGGAGUAGAUGACAAUCUAAAAUCUUCUUGUCCAUCAGAAAAUGAUGGUAAAAAAAAGAGAAUGGGGUAA